AAGUGCACAUUUGAAUCAGCUGCCGGAAAUUGCAUGAAUCAUGGAUUCUCAAUCUCCAGUAGAUAUAUUAGGAUCGAGAAACUGGCUUGAUUUGCCUCCAGAUGUAAUAUCUCAUGUAUUUUUAAAGCUUGGAGCUGUUGAAAUCCUUUACAGAGCUCAAUGGGUAUGUUCUUCAUGGAGAAAACUCUCUAAAAAUCCUCAACUAUGGCGGUCAAUCGAUAUGCGGAAGCAUAAUGAUUCAUUCUUUGGGGAGGAACAUGUAAUGGAGAAAAUGGCUAGAGAAGCUAUAGAUAGGAGUUCUGGCGAAUUGGUUGAAUUCUCUGUGGAGGAAUUUGCAACUGAUGGUCUUUUACUCUAUAUAGCUGAUAAAUGUAAUUCCCUCAGAUGUCUCCGACUUGUAUCUUGCUAUGAAAUUUCUCCCAAAAGUUUUAUCGAAAUGGCCAAGAAACUUCCCUUGUUGGAGGAACUAGAAUUGCGGCAUUUGGCAUUCUCAGCAAGAAAUCUUGAAGUUGUUGGACUUUCUUGUCCCCAGUUAAAGUCAUUUCGGUUAAACUACCGAGCUUACUGGCAUCCAGGCUUACAACGCAAUGACAAGGCAUUAGCCAUUGCAAAGACCAUGCCUCAACUGCGCCACCUCCAUCUUCUCGGAAAUAAGAUGAGUGACUUUGGUCUGAAAGCCAUUCUUGAUGGUUGCCCACACCUUGAAUCUCUUGACCUACGCCAAUGCUUCAAUCUCUCUCUGGAGGGAGAUCUGUUACAGAGAUGUAAAGAUAUGAUUCAAGUAUUAAGACUUCCCAAGGACUCAACUGAUAAUUUGGAAUUCUAUGCUCAAAUUGUGUCUGACGAACAUGUUGAGCUUUGCAGGCGUAAGUUGCAGAACUACUCAUUAUGAUUGUGGGUGGCUGUUGAAGAUUAUUAGUUUAAUAAUUCCGAUGUACUUCACUUGCUGGCCGUUUUGUGGGCUUGUACUGUGGUUUGUUCAUUUGUUAGGGUAAGACUAUAAAAAGCAAGAUUAUAAGAACACCAUAUAAGGAUGUUCGGAAGUGCUUAUUUUUCCUGAUAGAGUGAUAGUCAUGAUUUGGAUGUUUACUGACACUCUAAUGUAGGAUCUCUACCUGUCAUUGGAAAGAAAGUGACAUGCAGCUGUCCGUGAUUGAGAAAGAAGGCCCAAUGUUGAAAAUUGAAUAUGGAAGUUAAGCUAAUGGAAGUAUAUUUUCUUUGAUUCAGCAUGAACCUACAGCUUUACUUGGUGGUUUAGUUGGCUUUUUCUGUUCUUCGUCACUAGUGUCACAAAAUGUCACAUGGGUUUGUAGAAGUUACAAGCAUAAAUACAUCUUUUGUAGUUUUUUUUUUAAGUAA
Molecule: messenger RNA, 1359 nt
Organism: Papaver somniferum (opium poppy)
Lineage: Eukaryota; Viridiplantae; Streptophyta; Magnoliopsida; Ranunculales; Papaveraceae
Product: putative F-box/LRR-repeat protein 23
Exons: 2
Coding region: 41-892 (283 amino acids)
Molecular function (GO): protein binding
Source: RefSeq, a predicted model, not a curated record